Cuscuta campestris is the source of this 1438-nucleotide messenger RNA. NCBI's taxonomy places the organism in Eukaryota, Viridiplantae, Streptophyta, Magnoliopsida, Solanales, Convolvulaceae. The record is from the annotation of a GenBank genome assembly.
CCACUUAGAGAGAGAAAGUAGGGGAUUUCUUUUGCCGUCGCUAGCCUUCUCACCGUCGUUCUCGUCCACCUCCCGGCUCCGUACUAGGUUAGUCUUCCUCGUCCUUGUUCUUCCAUGUCUUCCCAAUCCUCCGUCUUUCGCCAGUCCGAGUCCGAGCGCGUUGCUGAGGGCUCUGUCGCCGGCCCCGCGCAGGAGAGCGACUCCCGCUCGCCCUCCGUCGAGGAGAUAGCCGAGGCGGUCGAGGUCCCUCUUCAGUCCGAGCCUCGUAACCAGAGGCGGACCAUUCUCGAGGACUCGGGGAUCCGAGCGCAAAGGUGCACCCUUACUCGGGAGGAGUACCGCAAGGCGAAGCGCCUAGCCUCGGCGCCGGGCGUCACCGUGCGCCGUCCCACUUCUGAACAGUCAGUCUUUGAUGCUCCUCCGGGUUGCUUCGCCAUCCACCUCAAGUCCCUUGAGUACGGGUUCCGCUUCCCCCUCCAUCAGUUAGUCAUAGAUUUUUUCCUCCAUUUUGAUUUUCUCCCUUGCCAAGUCGUGCCCAAAUCCCACUGCUAUCUAGCGGGAUUUCUCAUUCGUUGCCAAGGGACCGGGGUUCGCCCCGACCUGGCCCGUUUCUUGCUUCUCUUCCGGUUGGCGAAGUCGUCUGGCCGGGCGAACUCCGACUCGGGCUCGUAUGCCUCAAUAUUCCAAAGACAGGAGAAGCUCUUCAAGACGAGGAAGGACUCCGCCAAGAGUUGGAAGGGGAAAUUCGUCUUCGUUUCUCUUUCCUCGGGCUCCCCUUUUCGUAAAGAACCCCUCAGCUCCUUUCGCCGUCGCUCCGUGUGCGUCACCUCGGACAAGAUGCUUGAGGAUGUAGAGACGCUCUGCCGAGGGGGGCCCUUCGAAGUCAGUUCGAUAGUAACGAACGAUGCUUUAGCGGCACUCGGCUUCGUCUUCCUAUCCCCGGAUGAUACUCAGCGGAGCAUCGAAGAAGGCCCCUCAGGUCAGUGCAAUCUCUCCUCCUCGGCCAUCCGUGGGUCGCGACUACACUCUCUCGUGUCUCAUCGCCGAUUGCAACGAAACCCGGAGAGUGGGGGGCUUGUGAUGGAGGAUAGCUCCGAAGGACACGUCAGCCGGACCCCAACAGCCACGUGGAAGCUCCAUGUUCGACCUGUGAGCUCGGCUCGCCCCGUGAGCUCGGCACGCCUCAUGGGCUCGGCUAGAGGCGGGACAGCGACCUACGGGACAGCGACUUCCGUGAUGGCGACCGGCGGAUAGCGAUUGGCCGCGUUGACUGUGCGAUAGCGAUAUGAUGAAAAUGACAACUCAUGACAGAGAUGACGUCUGCUAGGCGACGAGCCUCGAUCAGAGGACUUUGACCAUAUGUAAUGUAUCUCCUAUAAAAGGGGCGAAACCCCUCAUUGUAAUGGACCAAAGUUUAGAAUGAAUAAACUCCUACUUU